AUGUACUUAUGCGGAUUUGGGGUCCAACGGGAUAAGCUCAAGUGUAUCAUCUCGGAAAGUGCCCUCAAUAGGUUAUUACCGAGUCAGUCGGCUUUGCGUGAUAUCCUUCAUGAAAGUAUUCAGGUUUUGGGCGUGGCAUUCAAGUAUAUUGGUGAUAUUUUGCGAUUGCAGUGCCGAAAUCAAGAGCGACUCCAACGAGUGCAUGAGUUUGUGAUCUCUGACAAGGCCCUGAAUGCUUCUAAGAAGGAUAUCUACUCGGUUUGCGGGUUACUGGGGUUCGACCCUGCACGAUUACAUCCCGAAGCUCGCGCGGUUGCAGAUGCUCUCCGUGCUCUUAUCGGUAAACGGUUUAGUCGCGAUGAUUGGAACUGUCCUCUCGACUUUGUGUCCGAGUUCAGCGCUAAACAGUUCCAGACGUAUAUCGCGCUCCUCUCUUGGGCACGAGAAUUAGCGUCCCAACCUGACUGUGUGCACGACUCUCCCUGUAUAUCCCAGGGCAUAGAAUAUUCAUUGGUCUUAGCCUCUGAUGCUUCCCGAUCAGGUGGUGGAUUCGUUAUAAGCAAAUCCGCCAGGGGGGGCGGGCCCAACAAUGAAGCCGUCCCUCUAUGUUCGGAUGCCUUCCGUUGGUCGGCUUCUCAGCGUCUGUACCAUUCUAAUCGGCGUGAGCUUAUGGCCCUACUAGCAGGAUUGAGGGUGCUUGCUAAUGUCCUGGAACAUCUGUUCGCUCACCAUAGGGGUGGUUCUGAUUCGUGUCGUUUACCCACGGGUGUGGUAAUUCUCUCCGAUAACCGAGCGUGCGUGGCCUGGGCGGCAGAGGAUGCGGUUUCUCUCUUUGGUCAGAAGAAGGCGAUCGAAAAGCGAGCUCUGGGUCGACUAGUCCUCGCUCUCGCCGAGGAGCUGAAGCUUAUCAGGCGUCGCGUUCCGGUCAACGUAAGCCACAUCAAAGGGAGUCUGAAUGCCGAAGCGGAUCGUUUGUCUCGCCUUUUUGACCGAACACUUCGAGGUGGUAUUUCCAUCGGCGAUUCCCUGGUGGGUCAAGAGAAUCCCGACGCUCCAUCGUGGCCAACAGAUGAUGAUCACGAUGACUUAAUGUAUCUGGAGGUCGAUGACCCCGAGUUCAAUCAUUAUGACGAGGUGACCGGUGACGAUCUAACUCCUUAUGACAUUAUCGAUCGAGUCCGUCUCUUCGCCUCUUGUACUAUUGAAAACUCUUCUCUCAAUGUUCGAGCGGAUGUUAUAUCCGUCAUCGACCCUCCGGGGACGUCUCCUUUAAUUGAUCACAUCUCUCGUGACAGUUAUGAUUCAGUAUCGGUGUAUAACACUGUGAAAGCUAUGAGGUUCAUUUUCCGCCUGCUCCACACUCAUUCACGGGGCGACGGAGCCUUACAGCAGCUGUCCUAUCCUUAUGUCCCAGAUUCUUCUGAUAUUCGGGCGGUGGUUCAUGCACUACAGUUCCGGGAUCCCGAGUGCGCGAAGAUUCGAGGUGGUCGUGGCUCCUCUUGUGGUCCCUAUGUCUGUGAUGGUGAUGGGCUAGUCGUCUUUCGGUCGGGCGGAAAGUUCUCCUGGACGGACAUCGGCAAAGCUGCCAUCAAGGCAUUCGCCCUUCUUUAUCCUAUAUUACCGACUUCUUUUUGCCUCGGAGUACGAGAGAUAUGA
Perkinsus marinus ATCC 50983 is the source of this 1656-nucleotide messenger RNA. RefSeq lists its product as hypothetical. The transcript has 2 exons. The coding region runs from base 1 to 1656 and encodes 551 amino acids. The record is from RefSeq and is a predicted model, not a curated record. NCBI's taxonomy places the organism in Eukaryota, Perkinsozoa, Perkinsida, Perkinsidae. Gene Ontology annotation, molecular function: nucleic acid binding.